Tetranychus urticae (two-spotted spider mite) is the source of this 1494-nucleotide messenger RNA. The record is from RefSeq and is a predicted model, not a curated record. Lineage: Eukaryota; Metazoa; Arthropoda; Arachnida; Trombidiformes; Tetranychidae.
AUGUUGGCCAAGUUCAAUGAUCAAAUGGAACCUUUACUUAUGGAAGUCGAAGACAUCAAGAUACCAGCCGAUCUUCUUGGACCUGAUCCUAUUGAAGCCAAUGGCUCUGCAAUAAAAGUUACAACUAGUGAAGGGUUCGAAGGUAUGGAUAAAUGGAAGACUAAAGACAAAUCCCAAUUUGAUAGUGUAAUGAUUAAAGAAACAAGCAUAAAGAUAGAAAAGGAUGGCGAAGCAGUUGAGGAAGUGGUCAAGAAAGAGCAAACUCCAUGGCUAGCCAAAGAGCUCGGAAUCAUUGUAUGGCUCACUGGCAUUACUUACAACUUGCAGCCAUCAGAAUGGUACAAAAAUUCAACUGACAAUGAUCUUCUCUAUUGGGGCUUGGACUAUCCACCUCUUACAGCUUAUCACAGUUGGGUUAAUGGAUUCAUAGGCAAAUCCAUCAAUGAAUCAUGGGUCAGACUUCAUACUUCAAGAGGAACACAAGGAUAUGAUCAUAAGGUUUUCAUGAGAAGUACAGUUUUGAUUAGUGAUGUAGUCAUCUAUUUCACCGGCCUUAUUUACUACUUCAUGGUUGUGAGGAAACCUCUAAAACCACGAGAAAGAGGAAUGCUUGCCACUAUUGGCCUGAUGUAUCCAGCAUUGAUUCUCAUCGAACACGGGCAUUUUCAAUACAAGUUCAAUAGUGUCAGUCUUGGAUUUACUGUUUGGACCGUGGUUAUGCUUAUGAGCGGCAGAUAUUUCCUUGGUUCUGUUUUUUACUGCUUAGCACUCAACUAUAAACAGAUGAGCCUCUAUUAUUCUUUUUCGUUUUUCUUCUUUCUUCUUGGAAUUUGUUUCCAGUAUCCUAAUCGUACUAAAAGUAUGAUCACCUUAGCCACCAUAAGUUCAGCAGUAAUCAUGACAUUUAUAGCCUGUUGGUUCCCAUAUAUUUGGGAUUCUGAAACUUUUCUAUCAGUUGUUUAUCGUCUGUUUCCCAUAUCAAGAGGACUCUAUGAGGAUAAAGUUGAUAACAUAUGGUGUUCACUUGAAGUAUUGAUCAAACUUAAAAGACUCAUUUCACCUUCGAAUAUGGACAAAAUUUCUGUCACAACUACCUUAUAUGCCUUUUACCGUCAAGAUUCAAGAACCGGAACGUCAUUGAUUUUCUUCUUAUUAUCCUUUCAAGUUCAUGAGAAAACUAUUUUUCUUGUCGCUCUGUCUGUUACUCUGUUGAUUCAAAAGCAUCUAUCUACCAUGUUGUGGCUUUACAUAAUAUCAACUUUUAGAUGUAAAGACACCAAAAAGGACACCAAAGGAUACGGUAAAGGUGAUCUUGUAAAGUAACUUUUUGAACAAAAAAAGAUGGUUAAAGUGAAUAUACAAUAAAAUAAUUAAGCAAAUGUCGUAUUGACCUUAAGGCGAUUCACAGAGUCCUUUUUGUAAGGUAAGGAGUCAGGACCCACCAAGAGAUGGGUUCAUUUUGCUCACAAAAAACACACACAUUUUUGUUUCCAU